UUGAACCUUGACUGAACCAUUUCAUAUUUCCAUUCCCUUCUGAAUCAAAUAAUAACCCCUCUCUCUCACUUUGAUUGAUUCAUCAUUCAUCAACACACAACAACAAGGGAGAGUCUCAUUGAUCAUAAAAAAUUUGAAGAAGAAAAGAUGCAUCAUCAUGCAAAGACAGACUCAGAGGUAACAAGCGUUGCAACUUCAUCGCCGGCAAGAUCACCGCCGCGCCGCCCUCUCUACUACGUCCAGAGCCCUUCAAGGGACUCCCACGACGGCGAGAAGACUGCCACGUCAGCUUCCUUCCACUCCACGCCUCUCCUGAGCCCCGCCGCGUCACCUCCACGCGCCUCCACCACUCGCAGCAACAGCAACAGCAACCUCAACGGCAAGAGCACCAUCAAGGACCACCGCCACCACCACCGGAGCCACAACAACAAGGCCUGGAACAGCCACAUCGAUGCCAUUGACGAAGAAGACCUUCUCUACGGCGACGAUCGACACGAUAAAACUCUCCCUCGCCGCUGCUAUGUUCUAGCUUUUGUUCUUGGCUUCCUUGUUCUCUUCAGCUUCUUCUCUCUCAUACUUUGGGGUGCCAGCAGACCCAUGAAGCCCAAGAUUUCCGUCAAGAGCAUAAAGUUCGACCAUCUUAGAGUCCAAGCUGGUUCAGAUGCUACUGGUGUGGCCACUGACAUGAUCACUAUGAAUUCUACACUCAAGUUCACAUAUCGCAACACUGGCACCUUCUUUGGGAUCCAUGCAUCUGCAACACCUUUGGAUCUCUCCUAUUCAGAUAUUGUUAUUGCUUCCGGCAAUAUGAAGGAGUUUUAUCAAUCUAGGAAGAGUCAAAGGUUGGUGAGUGUUUCAGUUAUGGGCAACAAGAUCCCUCUCUAUGGAAGUGGUAAUAGCUUGAGUAGUACAACGGGUGUUCCAACUGUGCCAGUGCCAUUGAAACUUAGCUUUGUGGUGAGAUCUAGAGCCUAUGUUCUUGGGAAAUUGGUGAAGCCAAAGUACUACAAGAGGGUUAAUUGUUCCAUCACUUUGGAUCCCAAGAAGCUCAAUGCCCUAAUUUCUCUCGAGAAGUCUUGCACAUAUGACGAUUGAUUGGUGCACAUGGAAAAGAAUUAUUAGAAGGAACAAAAAGACUAUUUUUUUUUUCUUUCUAAUUUGUGGUUUAUUUUUUGUUUUUUAUUAUUGGGUGGGGAAUGAAAUGGGUACAGCUCAUUGCAUGAUGCUCAGGGCUCAUUAUUUUGGAUUCUUUUUGCAGCUGAAAAUGCCUCAAAUUGUGGUUAGAUAAAGACAUGUUAGUGGCUGGGUUCGGUGGAGAAUUUAAUUUUAUGAAUACUUUUUUUAACUUUUACUUUUUGUAUUAAAGUCCUUUGUUGGAUUUCAAUGUAAAAUGAUAAAUUAUUUAAAUUUAUUCAAUCCCAGUGUUGUUGUAA
Arachis stenosperma is the source of this 1433-nucleotide messenger RNA. RefSeq lists its product as uncharacterized. The transcript has 3 exons. The record is from RefSeq and is a predicted model, not a curated record. Bases 148 to 1095 code for a protein of 315 amino acids. Lineage: Eukaryota; Viridiplantae; Streptophyta; Magnoliopsida; Fabales; Fabaceae.